UACCCGGAUAAAGGUUGGAUGGAGGAGUGUCGAAAAGCGGGCUUAGUGGCUCUGAUAGCAGCUAAACACGGUAGCGAGGAAGACAAUUUUUGUACUGCGGCUUAAGAAAUUACUUGUGAAGAAAUUAAAAUGGCUGGCGGUAAGGCUGGGAAAGACUCCGGAAAGACCAAGACAAAGGCUAUUUCGCGCUCUCAGAGAGCAGGACUUCAGUUCCCCGUGGGUCGAAUCCACAGACACCUGAAGUCCAGAACCACCAGCCACGGCAGAGUGGGAGCCACAGCGGCGGUGUACAGCGCCGCCAUCCUCGAGUACCUCACCGCCGAGGUUCUGGAGUUGGCAGGAAAUGCGUCGAAAGACCUGAAGGUGAAGAGAAUCACUCCACGCCACUUGCAGCUCGCCAUCAGGGGAGACGAGGAGCUGGAUUCUCUGAUUAAAGCCACCAUCGCUGGUGGAGGUGUUAUUCCUCACAUCCACAAGUCUCUGAUUGGAAAGAAGGGCCAGCAGAAGACCGUAUAACCUGAGGAGCUCCGUCGUGCCGUCUCAGGAUUACAGUCCGCAUUCAGUGGUUAAAUGUCUUAGAUUCAAACACAUUUAGGAUUUUUAUGGUUGAGCUUGCAUUUACUCAUGACUUUUGUUUUUCUUCCCCCAAGUGGCUUCAGAGAAGCUUUAUUUUUUCCUUCUUCUGGUGCUGCAGUUUGUUUUUGUUUAAAUCCAGCUUUUGUGGCAUUCCCAUGUUUAAGUGGUGUUUUAAUAAAGCCCUCCUG
Molecule: messenger RNA, 764 nt
Organism: Nematolebias whitei (Rio pearlfish)
Lineage: Eukaryota; Metazoa; Chordata; Actinopteri; Cyprinodontiformes; Rivulidae
Product: histone H2A.Z
Exons: 5
Coding region: 130-516 (128 amino acids)
Cellular component (GO): nucleosome
Molecular function (GO): structural constituent of chromatin; protein heterodimerization activity; DNA binding
Source: RefSeq, a predicted model, not a curated record